Molecule: messenger RNA, 4389 nt
Organism: Chrysochloris asiatica (Cape golden mole)
Lineage: Eukaryota; Metazoa; Chordata; Mammalia; Afrosoricida; Chrysochloridae
Gene: EFCAB5
Product: EF-hand calcium binding domain 5
Exons: 21
Molecular function (GO): calcium ion binding
Source: RefSeq, a predicted model, not a curated record
AAGGACUCUAAGACUACAGUUGCAGAGACUGCUGUUAAAGGAUCUACAAAAGUAUUGUUCAGUUUAGAUAAAGCUGUAGAGAAUUCAAAGCUAGAACAACCAUGGAAGAAAAACCUUUUCCAAAGAGUAGAAGCAAGAGCCCAGGCAAUGCAGAAGAAAAUAAUAGACAAAGAUAAUCUGAAGAAGGAGCUAGAAAAAAAGGCUGAAAAGAAACUCCUUAAGGAUUAUUUGGCUGAAGAGUGGUUUAAUAAUGAAAAGACUACACUGAGUACAAGGGCGUAUUUGCUUGACAAACUCCUACCCACCUUAGUUCCUGGAAUAGAAAAAACGUUAAUGCAAGGAGAAAAGAAGAAGCUUUUUGAAGAAGUUGAUACUGCAGCCAAGUUUGACCCGAUUAAUUUUCUGGGGGAAUACUUAAUGAGAAACAAUCCUAAGUAUGUCAAAGAUGAAAUGUCUGGGUAUCAGAGGGAGAUGAGAAAAGUUGCAGAAGAUCUGAAGAUCCAUGUUCCUGAUACGAUCUGCAACAGCGAUUCUGGAUUGGUCUGCACUGUUUGUUUUUACAAACACAACAAUCCCACAAUGCCCUGGAAACAGAAGAGUAUUUUAACUCACACAAAUAAACAAAGACAGUAUUUCAAACAAAUGACCAAGAUGAUUCAGAAUGUUCUUCAUGGUUUUUUUCAAAGUCCAGAUUUCAAGCAUGAAUCAUCUUGCAAGCAACUUGAAAUUACUGAGUCACUGGAACCAAGACUGGACAAAAAGCAGUUUAUUGAGUACAUAUCUUCACACAUUAUUGAUUUCAAACAUGAAAUGUUUGAGGAACUCCUUAGACACCUUUGUCACUAUGCAGAUGAGUUUCGGGAGGUCAUAAAAGCUGACAUGCGGAGGCAGAUCUUUGCUGAACUCUUCCUGUACUGUGACUGUGGAAAGGUAGGGUUUUUGGAUCGGCAGAGGACAUUAACCUUGCUGGAAGUAUUCUAUGACCAAAGUCCAAAAAUGCUUAGGACAUUACUCCGAAACCCACGACAAUGGCCAUUCAUGGAAUUUGAAGAGAUAAAUUUGCCUGAGUUCUGGGGAGACAUGGAUAAUCAGAAACACAUUUAUGAAGACUUUGACCGUGUGAUUUCUGGAAAACAAGCCAGCAAAAUGCAAAGUAAAUUGUUAAAAAAUCAAGAUCAACAAAAUCAUAAUAAACAGAGAAAAUCAACAUUACCACCCAAAUCACCAAAACAGCAGAGAAGUACAACUGAAGAACAAGAAUCACAAAGAAUGUCAAUAGAAGAACAAGGUAAAGAGUUAGCUACAGAACAACAACUGCGUAGACAAUCAGUAACAGAACUAGGAACCUACACAGGGUCAAGUCCAGAACAAAGGUCAAGUAGAGAGUCAAUAAUAGAACAAAGCCAAUCCAGGAAGUUGAUUGGAGAAGAACCACAAGGAGAAUCAACUUUAGAAUAUAGAACCCACACAGAAUCAACUGUGGAACAAGGACUUCACAGAGAAUCAGCAACAGCACAAGGACAGUACAAACAAAGAUCACAUCAAGGGUCAACUGUAGAACAAGGAUCAUUCAGACAGUCAAUAACAGAAAAAUUAUAUGAAGAGUCAACUGUGGAACAAAAAUCACAUACAGAGGCAAUAAUAGAACAAGGAUCCCAUAGAGGGUCACCUGAAGAACCAUUAUCACGUAGAGAGUCAAUGAUAGAACAGGAAUUACAUAGAGGGUCAACUUCAGAACAAGGAUCACGUAGAGAGUCAACUUCAGAACAAGGAUCACAUAGAGAGUCAAUUAUAGAACAGGGAUCAUAUAGUGGGUCAACUGCAGGACCAGGAUCACGCAAAGUGUCAAUAAAAGAACAAGAAUUACACAGAGAGACAAUUCUAGAACAUCAGAACACAUACACAACUUCAGAAUCAAGUACAAAAUUUAGGAAGGUUAAUUCUGAGUACAUAGUAAUUCCUCCACAGGAAGACUGGUUUCAGGGACAAACAUAUGAAGAGGAACUACCCAUAAAUUCUGAACUACAAGAAGUUAUAACAUCAAUUAAAAAAGAUCAUCUUUCAGAAACUGCAAAAAAAGUUCAGAAACAAAAAUCUUGUGAACUCAAGUCCUCCAAAAUAGAAGGAAGGUCUUGGUCAGGUGAAUUUUUUACUUAUAAAUGGAAGAUGAAGUAUUCCAAAUUUGAAGAUGAGGAGCAGGCAAACUUAAUCUGUGGUGACCCCAGAUUCACAGACCUACACGCAAUUAUCAGAAAUAAUCAGUCUUAUAAGGAAAGGAAAGGCAGGAUUGCCUUCAAUGGAGUUUCCCUCAAUCUGCUCCAAUUUGUGCAACUCCUGGAGACAUUUGUUGGUGAAGAGUCCACCUUGAAUGUCAGUGAGAACCUCGCUGCCUUUUUAAAGAAGUUCUAUGUUGAAACAAAAGAAGAGAAAAUGAGUGGCUUAGAACAGGCUCGCCAAAAUAUUUCACGAGUCCGACGGGGGAUUCUUCUAGAAGCCCUCUUUCAGAAGUGGGACUGUGAUAGCUCAGGCUUCCUGGAUCUGAAUGAAGUUGAUGAACUCUUGUACACAUACAAGGAGGGAAUGGAAAAAGAAUCUAUGAAAAAAGCUAAGCUACACAUCCAAUUUCCAAAGCCACACCCUGGUCAUGAAGUGAAAUUAUCCUCAAAACGGUUUCAGAAAUAUAUCGAAUUGGUUGUAUCUGAACUCAGGGGCAAUGAAGAGCAAGUUCUGGAAAGUGUUGUAGAGUUCCUGAUGAAUGUUUUGGAAAGGAGCCAUAUUGAGAUUCUGAGGAAUUUUGCCAGGCAGAAGUGGCUGCACCAAAUCCAACAUGCUGCAGACACCAGUGGGGUGUCCCUGGAACCAGUGUACACUGAGACUUUUAAGGCUCUUCACCAGGAUGCUGAAGCUCAUGGAAAUAAGAAGAUUAGUGCACACAUUUCUCUCUUGGAAGAAAAUAAACUACUGCCUGAUAGAGGGUCUGUUCUGUUGAGGAAUGUGGCUUGUACUUCAGAUGAUGCUCCCUUUGUAUUGAACAAAGUGCUCUAUAGGGACAUGAAAGGAAUUAGCUUUACAGUAAUGGACGAAGGGAAACCAAUCCACAUCCCUCAAGGCCAGCACCAUGGGAACAUCUUCUUCUAGAACCAUUCUCGCCCUAAGAGUGAUUUUAACGGGUCAUUCUUAGCUCUGCCUCUUCAGGAUGCAUAUAUGAGGAUCUUUGGAGUCAUUGCUGUUGACACCCUAAGAGAUCCUCAGGAAAUAAGCAUCUUCUUACCUCAUGAGAUCAAAUUCUACCAGGGUGUUGCCAAUGUCUUUAGCACUGCCUAUCACUAUGUCCACAGCCGGGAGCACAUCCUGCAUGUCAUCAUCACUGGCAUCGGCUGGUUGUAUAGCAUUGUACCCAGCAUCACCACCAUCACUACGUACUUUGUUGAGCCUGACCCACAACAGAAUUCAGACUAUGUUUUACGUAAUAUGAUGGUUACAGGGGCCCUUGGUCUAACAGAAGUACACACCAAUCCCCCUACUAUCUUUAGGAAGACAUGUAUCUUCAGAGAUUUCCUCUUUAAGUGUACAGACAGUUCAGAAGUUGUUUUGGCCUCUGCCUUUGGAGAAACCCACAUAGUAAUUCCACUUCGCGAAAGAACAGGAGAGGCUCUGGGAGUCAUAGAUUUUAACAUUGGCCGGAGUAGAAUGUUAUUGUAUCGAGAAUAUAAAGAUCUACAGAAAAUGAUGAAGGUGGUCCAAGCUGCCUGCUAUGAAAUACUGGGCGAAUUCUCUGGAGAGAUAAAGAAAAAACAUGUCUUCGAGAUUGAAAAUGCAGGGGAAGUCCAGCGGGCAGGGAUUAUCUUCUUCCGAAUCAUGCUGCAGGAACUGCAGGAAAGCAUCCAACUGCUUGACUCCAUGGACAUUGUGUCACUGUUGACUUAUGAUCAUAAACUUCUAACAGAAUCAAAAUAUUUUCAAGAUUCAUCUGAUCAUAUCCAGGACAUUGAAGCCAACACAAGCCUAGUGCAUGACAUCCUGAUGGGGAUUAUUUUGUUCUUUCAUCCAGAGUUGGAAUUCUCAAGUGACUUCGAGGAUUGGGAUGCCUGUAAACUGUAUAUUAACAGAGGCUUAAUAGAGGAUAUUUGUACCUUUGAUCCAACUUCUAGCAGCGUGCAAGUUAAUUUAAAGCUCAUUGAUGGAUAUAUCAGAGAUCAUUCCCGAAUCAAAGUAUGGAAUUUUGGUAAUAUUGCCCUCGAAUACCUAUACCACUGGGCACACAUCUGUUCAGCUCUAAUAGAGCUGAACCAAAAGCUAAACAGUACUGUUAGACCUCCAUUGCCCUCCCAAACGGACUCAUAUCUGUAUGCAAAAAUGCCAGGGGAAACCUUGCUAGGGAAAAACUAA